This is a messenger RNA of Dufourea novaeangliae, 780 nucleotides long. RefSeq names its product histidine-rich glycoprotein-like. Lineage: Eukaryota; Metazoa; Arthropoda; Insecta; Hymenoptera; Halictidae. The record is from RefSeq and is a predicted model, not a curated record. The coding region runs from base 1 to 780 and encodes 259 amino acids. The transcript has 5 exons.
AUGGCGUCGUUCGAAAACACUUGGAAUCUUGGAUUGCUUCUACUCUUGGCGGUUUUGAGUGGUGAUUUAUUGGUCGCUGAGAGGAUACGCAGGAAUCCCGAGGACUUCCGGUACACAGAGGACGUUGAAGCUGCCGCCAGUGAGCAUGAAGGUGGAAGCAAGCAUGAGGAGAAGGGCGGCGGUACUGAGUACCAGGAGGACCAUCGAGCCGCGGACGGUGUAAAGGACGACAAGGGUUACAAGGUUUUCCACGAGUUCGACAAGGGCGAAAAGGGCCAUCACGACAAAGAGAAUCACAAGCGACAAUACGCCGAGAAGGAGGGCGAGGAGGAGAAGAAACACGUGGAAGUCGAUCAUUACGAUGAAAGUCACCGCGGCGAGGAGGGCGAGAAAGCCGCGAAAUUCGACGAGGAAGGGAAACACCAGAAAGGAUACAGCACCAAGGGGGAACACAGCAUCUCCAAAAAGGAUGAGUAUGAGAAAAAACACGACUUCUAUGAUGAGUACCACGAGGACGGGGAGAACGAGAAGCAUGGCGGUUACCAUCACGAGCACGAGGGCAAGAAAGGUGGCCACGAGAAGAAGGGACAUACCGAUUCUGCUGGUAACGAGCAUCAUCAUGGGAAGAAGAAGAAACACGAGGAGGGCCAUCAUCAUCGCAAUCAGAAGGGUCGGAAAUUCAAGGAGGGCCACGAUAGUCAUCAUCGGCAUAACAAGAAGUAUGGCAAAAAGGGUGGCCAUGAGUCGGGCAAAAAAUGGUUUGCCAGCAAUGGUCAUUGA